AUGACCAGAGUGCAGCUGGAACCUAAAUUUAUCCUCAUUGGAUCUCCAGACUCCCAAGCUGCUGGCGCUGUUGCCAAAGGUGGAGCUCUUAGAGAAAGACUGAAAACUGAGAUGGAAAAACUGAUGGUACUCAUCACGUGGUCUCUGACAACGACACACACCUCCAGAUACGUCACAUCUCUGGAGUGCAGCAAUGCUGCUCCAUUCAUUCAAAGAACCGAAGCACGUUCGAGAGGAAAGAUGCAGACAAAGAUGUUCUCCUUUGGUCUGUUUGCAGUUUCAGUAUUUCUAUGGCACGUUGUGUCUGGUGCAGACAGAGUCUCAGUGUCAGCGAUGGAGGGAGAUUCAGUCACUCUAUACACUAAUGUUGAAAUAAACCAACAAGAAAAGAUUUGCUGGUAUUUUAAAGACACUCGCAUCGCUCAAAUCAGUGGAGAUCUCAGUUACAUCUGUACAGAUGUUCAGUGUGAAGGCAGUGAUGAGAGAUUCAGAGACAGACUGAAGCUGGAUCAUCAGACUGGAUCUCUGACCAUCACAAACAUCACAAACACAGACUCUGGACUUUAUAAACUACUGAUACUACGCAGUAGCAGCGACAGUGAAACAAUCUUCAAUAUUGUCAUUGGUGUUUCUGCUGAUGAACGAGAUGAAGUGAAGGAGGGAGAAUCUGUCACUUUAGAUCCUGGUGUAAUAAAAACACCCAAAUGAUUUAAAGAUGUGGUAUUUUAAUGACAUUCUCAUCGCUGAAAUCACUGGAGAUCAGAGUAAGAUCUGUAGAGAUGAUCAGUGUGAUGAGAGAUUCAGAGGACAGA
Carassius auratus (goldfish) is the source of this 812-nucleotide messenger RNA. RefSeq lists its product as uncharacterized. Bases 1 to 708 code for a protein of 235 amino acids. The transcript has 4 exons. NCBI's taxonomy places the organism in Eukaryota, Metazoa, Chordata, Actinopteri, Cypriniformes, Cyprinidae. The record is from RefSeq and is a predicted model, not a curated record.